Molecule: messenger RNA, 2217 nt
Organism: Penicillium brasilianum
Lineage: Eukaryota; Fungi; Ascomycota; Eurotiomycetes; Eurotiales; Aspergillaceae
Source: the annotation of a GenBank genome assembly
AUGGUGCUCUCAAAGUCGCCCCACGAGGCCAAGGACACGUCUGAUGACCUCCCUACCGACAACAUCAGCAGUGGAUUGUCUUCUCUCAAGACCUCUCACCGACUCAAUCAAAUUGACAGUGUCCGAGCUCUCGGAGUUGGCGAUCACAUUGCGCUGCCGCAACUCGUGGUAUGUGGUGAUCAGUCCGCAGGCAAGAGCUCUGUUCUCGAAGGCAUCAGCGGAUGCCCAUUUCCUAGACAAGAUGGCCUCUGCACUCGCUUCUCUACAGAGAUCGUACUUCGUCAUAACACCGCCAUCUGCAGAAAAGCAGCCAGUCUCAUACCAUCUCCCUUACGUACUCCUCAAGAAAGAGAGGAAUUUGCGUCCUUCAGUCGUGAGUUCGAAGAUUUCAACGAGCUGCCGGGUAUUAUUCAGGAAGCCUCUCGUUUGAUGGGGGUGCGAUGCAGUGAAUUCCCAGAUGCCCCUGCCUUUGCUACGGACGUCCUCCGACUGGAAGUGGAGGGAAAUACUGGACUACAUCUGACAUUGGUUGAUCUUCCGGGGUUGAUCACUGUCUCGGAAAAUCCCAAAGACAUUGAUAUGGUGCGGAGGCUGGUCGACUCUUAUCUGGAGAGCUCGCGUACCAUUAUUCUCGCCGUCAUACCAGCUACCAGCGAUGCCGAGACGCAGACCAUCAUACAACGGGCGCGACACUUUGACAAGGACUGUAUCAGGACUAUUGGUGUUAUUACAAAGCCUGACCUCAUCAACAAAGGUACCGAGGAACGUGUUGCACGUCUAGCGAAGAAUUUGGACCGCACCAAGCUACGCCAUGGGUUCUUUCUCUUGAAAAACCCCUCCCCAACAGAACUGGCGGAGGGUAUCACUUUCCAGCAACGUGCUCAAGCCGAGUCGGACUUUUUCUCAAGCCCGCCUUGGAAGGCUCAAGGCCUCGAUGGAACAAGAGUCGGGAUUGAAAACCUUCGUCGAUUCUUGCAAGAAUUCCUGGACAAUCACAUUGAGCAAGAGCUUCCAAAGGUACGAGAAGAGGUGUAUCGUCUUCUCAAGGGACUUCGUGAAGAAAUCGCCCAUCUGGGACCCGAGAGAUCCCAGCCGACUCAAAUUCGCAUGUUCCUUACUCGGGUUAGCACCGAGUUCCAAUCAAUUUUGAAGAAUGGUCUCGAGGGAAAUUAUGAUCCCCGUGACGGUACAUUCUCUACGAAAGACCAUGUCAACACAGAUUGUCGUCUUCGCGCCGCAAUUCACACCGCGAACGAAAAGUUUGCCGAGUUCAUCGGGAUGCAUGGUCAGCAGCGCAAGGUUAUCCCCGACGCUCCUUGUGACAAUGACUGUACAAGUGAUGCAGCCAAUAUAGCCACUAGCGUUGUUGCUGAAGAUGACUGCACUUCUGCUGGCACAGAGGAUGAAACGACACAAGGUGGAGAGGUGCUGGUGACGAAAAAGGAGAUGUUGGCUUGGGUAAAAAAGAUGUAUCUUGAAACCAGAGGUCGAGAGCUCCCAGGAAACUACAACCAUUCUCUAUUGAAGGGAUUGUUUCACGCCCAGUCUGCUUCGUGGGAUAAAAUUUCCCGAUCCCACGUAGAUAGCAUUGUGGCACUGGUGACUCAAUACCUGAGCUUUGUGAUCAAUUCUGUCCUCGAAGACGUCACAGUUCGUGAAAAGGUGUGGAAGAAUGUGAAGAUCGCUUUCGACAAGAAUAUUGAAGCCUCUCAUGAAGAACUCGGCAAGCUUUUACAGGAUGAGCAAGGGCAUCCAAUUACCUACAACCACUACUACACCGACAACAUCCAAAAGGCACGACAUGAGGGCGCGAAAGAACAUCUCGAAAAUGCCGUGAAAAAUGCAAUCCUGCCAAGUUAUCACCGCAGCUCAAAUUCCACUGGCUUUCAAGUCGACAUCAGCAGACUAGUUGAUUCACUACAAGCCCGGAUCGAGGUCAACAUGGUGGACCGGGCUUGCUCCGAGGCGCUGAUAGAUCUCGACGCUUACUACAAGGUUGCCAUAAAAACCUUUGUAGACAACGUAUGCCGGCAAGUGAUCGAACGACAUAUUCUCGCUCCCCUGCCCACAGUGUUUGACCCGACUGUUGUCAGUGGCUAUUCCGACGAGGACUUGCUGCGAUUGGCUGCAGAGUCACCACAGACCAGUCAUCGUCGUGUCGAGGCCCUCAAGUUGCAGAGGGCAUUGAAGCAAUCCCUCCAGGAGCUUUCGUUGUGA